Messenger RNA from Microplitis demolitor, 3324 nucleotides. Its product is annotated as ras-related and estrogen-regulated growth inhibitor. The record is from RefSeq and is a predicted model, not a curated record. The transcript is spliced from 7 exons. The coding region runs from base 1821 to 2456 and encodes 211 amino acids. Gene Ontology annotation, molecular function: GTPase activity; GTP binding. NCBI's taxonomy places the organism in Eukaryota, Metazoa, Arthropoda, Insecta, Hymenoptera, Braconidae.
ACGAAUGCUCGCAUUCGCGGGCGAGAGCUCGCCGUGAGUGGUAUGUUGAUAUAUUACAUAUAUAAAGUAACUUUUACUAUCGCGUAUAUUUCCUAAUUAUUACUUAAAAUUUUUCGGGUAAUUAAUAUCAACACAAUAAAAUAAAUAAAAAGUUACAUCCGUAAAUCGCGUAUUUAUUUCAGCGAAAAUAAUUUAUUUAAAAUUGUGAGUGAAGUGAUUUUUAAAUUGUGAAUUAUUUCUUUUAUCAAGUGAAGUGAUAAGACGAUUAUACAUUUUUUGAGAUCAACCAGUGAAAAAAAAAAUUGAUGGUCAAGGUUCCGCGUUAAUUUUCCAUCAGCAGUGAAUACUCUUAGAAAUAUAUUUUGGGCGGCGAUAAUCACGUUCCAUUUAAAAAUAAUCCUGGUCUUAAAAGUGUAAGCAGCAGAGCCUGAAGCGCGAGUGAAGGAUCCAGAGAAAGUGAAAGAAGCCGCGGCAACAAACGCCUCAACUCCUUCUCGCACUACUCUACUCUCAUCUACUCCUCAGUACUUAAUACUCCACAACUACAUUCGUAUAAUUCACUACCACCGUUCCUGUACUUGUACUUAUACUUGUUGUACGUGUAUACAUAUAUAAAUAAUCGUGUGCAAGUAAAAGCAAGAGAAUAACAGUACGAGAGAGUAAGUAGGAUACCGAGGUCGUAGUGGCGCCUCAGAAGUUACAGUCGGACAACGUGACGAACGAGGAUUCACUGUCUAUUACGAGAUUCCAUGGGUGUUUUACACCUUUAUCGUGAGAAACGACCAGUCUCAUUUAUCUUCGCGCUUCAAUUUUAAAUUCAAACUCCACCAGCAACAUCCGAGUCUGCAUAACAAAACUUUUUUUUUACACGUAAUACUUUUUUUUAAAAUUUAUUACCGUCAUCGCAUCCUGUAAAAAUUAUUAUUUUAUAUUUAUUACAUUACAGAGAAUUACGUACCAGUAUAAAUAUAUAAAUAUAUACAUAUAUAUUUGAUAAUAUACAUGCGCGUGUCAUUGAACUUGAUAUUGAACAACUAAAGUUGUUAAUUUAAAUUAUUAUUCGGGUUUUAAAUAAUUCCUGUCACAGCGGAGAGACUGCGAAUUAACCUGAGUCCUUUUGUGGUCGAGCUCUUGGAUUAUUUCCUUUACUGGCGCAAAUACAAGUCAAGCUUGAGAGUUCAUCAGAGCUCCAGGUGAUUGCUCCUUAAGAAAGACUGCUCCUGCUGGUGCCGGUACUGAAGUUGAUGCUGGUUUACUUGUAUGCUGUAUAGCUUCAUGUUGUGGAUUCUGGUGUACAGCACUGGGUUUAAAAUAAACUUAAACCAAGAGAUAGAUAAAAUAAUGUAUUAUAGUAAGGUUCAGCCGAGGAACACGUCAUCUUGAUUCACGCGCGAGCUGGUAUUUAUAAAAUAUUAAAAUAGUAAGGAGUAAAUAAAAAUUAAUGUGAUAAGAAAAAUAACUUUAAAACGGUGGGAGGGUAAAAUUGUGAAGGAUGAGGAAGUUGUAAUUUAACUUCAGCGACACGAGGAUCAUGAUGAUGAUGAUGAUGAUGAUGAUGAGUCUCUUGGUGUUGGUGCGGUAGAGAUAAUUACAAAGCGGUAUUUUAGUAGAUACGAUUGCCGCAUUCCGUAUUAAAUAAACAAACUGUUGUUUUGUGUUAAAAGAUAUACUGUGAGCUGUGACGGUGGUUUUUUAAUUUAAACGUGUGGACAAGUGAUUUUUUUUUAAAUUUUAAAUUGAGUUUGUUGUGACAAGUGAUUUUUAUUGAUGGAUUUAUUAUUAUGUGCCAAAGUGGGUCUGAUGAUACCUGAAGAUCUGGGAUGACCAACGUCAACAGGAUCCGGGUGGUCGUCCUCGGCGGCCCCAGAGUCGGCAAAUCUGCUGUGGUGGUGCGGUAUCUAACGAGGCGGUAUAUCGGAGAGUACAGUUCAACGAGUGAUUUUCUCUAUAGACACAAUGUAACCAUAGACAAUGUCAUGACUGAAGUUGAAAUUCUCGAUACUUCGAGGUGCGAGGAAAACGGGUGUUUGUACACGCAUAUACGAUGGGGGGAGGCCUUUGUCAUUGUUUACAGCGUUACGUGCAAACGGAGCUUUCAAGAAGCACGGGGAUUGCUUAAACAACUCGCUGAUCUCAGACUUCCUUCUUAUUUUACAGCACUUUUACUUGGAAAUAAACGUGAUCUCGAUCAUGCUCGAGAAGUGUGUGUAGAUGAAGGUCAACAGCUAUCAUUAACACACGGGUGUCAAUUUUACGAGGUCAGUGCAGCAGAAAGUGCUGCAGGAGCAGCAUUAGCAUUUCAAGGACUUCUCAGGGAAGCUAGAUCAGUACAAUUACUACGUGCAUUACCAAUAAGACGUAAAUUAGGUGUACAUUCAGUCUCUCGAGUCUUGGGUACAAUAUUUGGUAAAAAUACAACAAAAGAUAGAAAAAAAAGACCGUCACUAAGUAUAUGACGCCUUUUGUGCGCCCUCCUGAUUGGAGAACGUGACUACGAGCCCGAAGGUAACAGUGACGUUAUCGUACUUACAAGUAAUGUUUACGUAAAUCGUUGAUUAUAUUCUUCGGACGUGGUGAGAAUGGAAAAUUCUCAUUUAUCGCGUUAACUUCUUUUAUUAUUUAAUGACGAAUUAUUAUUUCGUCAUUGAGCUAUCGAUUUUAAUAAAUCGAUCGACUGUUAAAAGUUAUGGUUACCUCUGAUACUUGGACUCGGUAACAGAGUAACCGGAGGUCGCACGCACAUGCUAUUGGGUGUUUUGAGUCAAGCCAAGACUACUGGGACCUGAAUUUUUAUUUCGAUUAAUUAGUUAUUUUCUGUACUUACUGUUUACUUUUUUUUUUUUUUAAUUAUUAAUUAAAAUUUAUCUUUAAAUUAAGACGGAAAAUUUUAUUUAUUUAAAUGGGCUUGUUUUUAAUUUAAAAAAAAGAAGUAAAAAUUUUAGUCACUCUUUAAAUUUUAUAUAAGACUUAUUUUUUAUUUACAAAUAUUUAUUUAAUUUAAUAAAAAAAAAAAAAUUUACUCAAAACUGCAAAUCAAAAGUUUUUACAAAAUAAAAUUUUAUUUAAUUAUUUAAAUAAUCAAAAACUGAUUAAUUAUCUCCCGUCUCAAUUACUAGUAGACAAGCCCAAGGUCUUAAGAUUAAAAAAAUCAAAUUAAUUAUCUUGUAUACGAAUUUAAAUUUCUACAUUCAAAAGUGUCGCCUAUUACCCUAGAUUACUUAUUACCAACAUGUUUUCUCAAUUAUUUUAUAAUGAUAACAAGAAAAAAAAAUUAUACUAUAAAUAAAAAGUUUUUCUUCUUGCCCACCCACUGUCUAGUGGCUA